This is a messenger RNA of Pseudozyma hubeiensis SY62, 2601 nucleotides long. RefSeq names its product potential pheromone-regulated membrane proteinPrm1. Gene Ontology annotation, cellular component: mating projection tip. NCBI's taxonomy places the organism in Eukaryota, Fungi, Basidiomycota, Ustilaginomycetes, Ustilaginales, Ustilaginaceae. The record is from RefSeq and is a predicted model, not a curated record. The coding region runs from base 1 to 2601 and encodes 866 amino acids. The transcript has 2 exons.
AUGCUCACCUCCUCCAACGACGCCAAAGACUCUGUCUGGUCUGCCAAAUACAACCUUUUAUCCGCUUGCAAUGCAGCUGAGUCAACAGCUUCCCUCGCAGCCUCCUUCCCGCACUUUCUCGCCUCCACCACCAACGCGCAGCUCGCCCAAUCCGUCACCUCCACCGUCCACGGCGCGGCUCGAGUCUUUGACCUAUCUAUGAUCGCCAUCGAAAAAGUCCUCUCCUACAUCGUCAAUUUGUACAAGUCGCUCUUCACGUGCUUCAUGGAGCUCCUCGUACGCGGAGCGCUAGCGGUGGUAAUCGAAGCGGUGCAGUUGAUCUCUCAAGCCAUCACUGCUGCGGCGCAAGGCAUUCGUGCAGCGAUCCAGGACUCCAUUUCGGGUGUCAACACGAUUCUGACGACUGCGGUAGGCGGCAUCAACGAUGUUGUUGGGGUCUUUGGUCAACAUGUCAACGUCCCACACAUCGCCGUACCCAAUUUGACUGCGUUGAACAAUAUCACGCUACCACACGAGAUUCAGGAUGGUCUGCUCAAGCUCAAUGCCACACUGCCAACUCUGCAGCAACUCAAACAGACGAUGGAUGCGUUGAUCGAGACGCCUUUCGAAGAGAUGAGAAGGGAGGUGAACACGACCUUGGCCAGUUUUCAGUUCAACCAUACCGUCUUCCCUCUGCCACAGAAGCAGAACGUCACUUUUUGCGAUCGUAUCGAUACCAGUCCCUUGGAUGAGCUGGGUGAUGCUUUGCGAGGGGUAGCCAAGUGGGGGUUGGUAAUGUUACUGCUCGUAGCGAUGGUGGUCAUGCUGAUCGGCGCAGGCUGGGAGUGGUGGAAGUGGCAGAGGGAGCUCAAAGCUGUCGAAAUGACGCGAAGUGUCUGGCUAGCCCAGCAUCAAGAUCCUGGCUCUGCACGCGACAGCAAGGACAACCAAGAUAUCCUCAAAACCGAAAACCUCAUGUCACUCCUGACCAUCUCUCGACAUCCACUCAUCUCGCACUUUCGCUCAUAUUUUGCCAACGAGUCGGCAUCCGCACACCUCCAGAUCCUCCUCAUUCAACGCCUCACUCAUCACUACACCUCAUCCAUCGAUACCUCGCUCACCAACCUCUCUUCUUCCGUCAUCGACCUGGUCAACGAUCACAUGCGAAACGCCUCCUUCGCCUACUCCAACUCUGCCAACACCGUCAUCCUCCAAGUGCAAUCCGAACUCAACAACCAUGUUUUUUCGUGGGUAAAUACAACCACUUUUACCAUGAACGCUACCCUCAACCAGUUCGUCGACGGUAUCACAGACACCCUGACGACCACCUUCGGAGGAACACCUUUCAAUGCGCCCCUGCAGACGUUUGUACAGUGCAUGUUGGGUCAAAAGGUGGCUGGGAUCGAAAAAACGUUGACGUGGAUCCAUGAUAACGCGCAUGUGGAUUUCGAUAUGGUGCCGGCAGAUGUGUUGAUGUUGAAGGAGGACCAGCAGGAGGCGGUGUUGAGACCGGUCAGGCAGGCAAUGCUUGGUGAUGGUGGAGGUGGGGGGAGCGGGGUGGUGGGGAAAGUGAUGGAGAAGUAUGAGAAGCAUUUGAGGCAGGAGAUGGUGAUGUUUGGAGCGCUGGUUGGGGUUUACGCGGUGCUGCUUUUGAUCGGUGUGCUGGUCGUGUUGUACGCUAUGGCGGUGGAGAGGAGUCAGCAGGAUGGCGAUGGUAAGGACGAGCAAGUUGGUCAUCAAGGACAGGAGAAAGAGCUCAGAGACGGUCUUCAAGCCGGUCCUUCGACGACGGUGUUACGGUGGUGGUCUGGCUGGCCAAAGCCAAGCUUCAGUCGUUUCAAAGGGCCUUCUCGUACUCCUGAAAACGCAUUCGGCUCAAUUGACAAGUCCGAAGAGAUUCACAGUGCCAACCGCCGUGCAUCGAUACCUCACUCCAACCACUCUGCUCGCACUCACAUCACCAAAGACAGCAUCUCCUAUCCUUUCCAGAUCCACCACUCGCUCACCACCGACCCACCCAAUCGUCCACGCCAACCCACUCCGCUUCGGGAAGCGACCUCUUCAGACCCAUACACCGUCUUGUCUCCGAAUAACGCAGCUCCGCCUCAAGCAGUUCCGACGACUAACGAGCACAGCUCGUGGCUCUCCUUCCUAGCUUCACACGUCGACGACAAGUCUUCGAAUAUCGCGAAAGCGAAUCCAGUCGAGGAGGGAAAAGUCUCAGAAAGAGGAGAAGAUCGGUUCCAGCGCUUAUUCGGCUGUUCACCGGUGACUUCGCCUACAGCACCUAACUUCGGGCAUCAUCUCUCUGCGCCAAAUGUCUCAAUGCAUAGGGGCAAAGAGGAGAGAUUCAGGGAGACACUCGAUCUGAGACCGAUGCAAGAUUGGAUGCGGUCGAAAAGUCCAAUUCCACCGACCUCAGCAGGAACCAAGCAAGAUAGAUGCACGGAUGACAGGGCUUCAGACAUCGAGCUGACACGCUCUGGUCACCCUCAAGUGGCUCACGCUACAGAUGUAGCGGAGAGCAGCUAUGCCUUUGCCAAUGCUUCGGUGCUUCCAUCUCGACCGUCCCCGCAGAAGAGGGCGGGCUCGCCACAAUCGAUUUCCUUCUAUGCUUGGUAG